This is a messenger RNA of Aegilops tauschii subsp. strangulata, 4407 nucleotides long. RefSeq lists its product as uncharacterized. The record is from RefSeq and is a predicted model, not a curated record. Gene Ontology annotation, biological process: protein ubiquitination. NCBI's taxonomy places the organism in Eukaryota, Viridiplantae, Streptophyta, Magnoliopsida, Poales, Poaceae. Gene Ontology annotation, molecular function: ubiquitin protein ligase activity.
ACAGCGCGGGGCGGUCGCCUGGGCCGGAAGAGAGGGCGUGCAGCGCCUGAGCUGCGGCCUGCCUGCUGAGCGACCGCAGCCUACCUAGGUCUCCCUCGCACGAGUGAGUACCGGCGAUCCCCCGGUGUCUCGUCGCCGUCGGGGGCCGGGGCAAGUGCUCGCCUAGCAAGAGCAGGGACUGUCUCGGAGAGCACGGCCACGCGCCCCCCAUCCCCAGCGACCCAGCUUCCUCCUGAUCCCCCGCUCCCCGCAGCUGGCGACCUAUCCGUGGGUUCUUCCGCUGGGCGAGAAAGCUCAGCAUCUGCUGCUGAUUAGCGAUGCCGAUGCAGAUGGAUGUUGAUGGGCAACCGGGUGAAGCGCUGGAAGAGAUGGAUAACCUGGAAAGUUAUACAUCUGAGAAUGAAAUUUGCGGCAUUUGUAGAGAUAUUGUCAUCGAUAGAGGAGUUUUGGAUGGUUGCCAACACUGGUUUUGCUAUACAUGCAUAGACAACUGGUCUGCCAUCACAAAUCGCUGCCCCCUCUGCAAAAUUGAAUUUCAGAAUAUAACAUCCACUCCAGUAUAUGAUAGUACUGGUACUGGAGAUACUAUUGAAGACGAUUACCCUUUAACAAGUGGUGAUGAUGAUUGGUAUGAGCCAGGCGAAAGCAACACACUAUCUUUCCCAUCAUACUAUAUAGAUGCAGAAGCAGUAGUUUGUUUGGAUGGUGGUGAUUGCAUAAUUCGAAGUGGACUCGUGGCAGCUGAGGAUAAUUCAGCUUUAGAUACAUCAAUUGCUUGUGAUUCCUGUGAUCUAUGGUAUCAUGCUAUAUGUGUGGGCUUUAAUCCAGAAACUACAUCUGAAGAUUCGUGGUUGUGCCCAAGAUGUGUAUCUAUUGAAGCGAAAAAUGAGUCAGAGGUUGUCCUGAAGCAAAACAUCAGUGGAGAUUCUGAUAGAACAUCUACCGAUGCAUCAUUUUCUGGGAGGGUGUCAGUGUCUGUUGCAGAUGAUGGUGAAACUGCCCUUGUUGUCUCGAUGGUUGGUGUAAAUUCUGAAAGUAAGGAUGACCUACAAGAAGGUUCACUAGGCUCGAAGACAGCCCAAGAAUCAUUUUAUUGCAAUUCACAUCCAAGUUGUUCCAUAGAUGAUUUAUCACAUGAGGAUGUUGCAAAUGCCUGUAUCCUGAGGAACAAAGAUAUUUCCUGUAGCUCACACAAUAAAUCUUCUGAAACUAAUCUGACUCGCAUGGUUUCUUCUGAACCAACACAAAGAUCAUCAGAACUUUCAGCAAUGCGUGAGUCAGCAUGUAUCUUAUUUAGCGCAGAGCAUGGUAACGUUUCGAAUGAACAGUCGGAAGUGCCACAAGAUGGGCUAUCUUAUUCAUUAUUAUGUAGAAAUAAGGAGGCUGAAAGUACAGGAGAGGAUGCUGCGCUGCCUAGAAACAGUAAUGGGAAUUCUCCUGUCAUCAAAUCUGCACAACUUUCAUCAGCAGCUAGUAAGGUGGCAAGCACAGCUGACGUUGAUAUGAUCAACUCAGACGCAGUUCAGAAGAGGAAAAAUGACCAGAACACGCAGUUGCCACCCAUGCAGGAUAGACAAAAUACCAGUGACAUGGGAUCAGGAGGUGAAAUUAGUCAUCCUGCGAAGAAAGCAAAACUGGGAGUGCCGGAUCAGGAAAUGGAUCUCAUUGCAAACUCAGGUGUUUCUUCAUCAGACUGCCAUGCUACUUCGAUUGCAGCCGAAGUUAUUGCCAGUGAUACAUCAAAAAUUGCCACACAGAAUAAAUAUGUCCCUGAUAUAAUGAGUAUAGUUGAAGGAGAGAGCUACAUGAGGGAUCCUGGCAGGGAGCUGGCGAAACCUGUAGGCAGAAGAGCAGGAGAUAAGCCUGGUCUUAGAAUGAAGAAGAUUUUACACAAGGACGGAAAAGAAUCAACUGCUGCAGUUCAGAAGCUACAACAAGAGAUAAGGGAAGUAGUUAGAGAUAAUGGUAUUAGUAUACUCGAGAAGGAUAACGCUUUUGACGAAAAACUUUUGACCGCAUUCCGUUCAGCAAUUGGGAAGUCCAUGGAUGGACCAGCCAAAAAACCCAACCUUUCACUCGCAAGGAAGUCGCUGCUUCAAAAGGGCAAGAUACGUGAGAAUCUGACCAAGAAGUUGUAUGCAUCGUCCACAGGAAGGAGACGAAGUGCAUGGCACCGUGACAGGGAAGUUGACUUCUGGAAACAUCGUUGCUCCCCAGGGAUAAAUCCUGAAAAGAUUGAGACACUGCAAUCAGUACUUCAGUUACUCAAGAAAUCCUCAGAUACUGGCAUGCGCAAAGAAAGUGCUGAAGAGAAGAAAGCCUUUUUGUCCAGGUUAUAUCUGGCUGAUGCAUCAGUUGUUCCCAGAAAGGGUGAUAUAAAACCUCUCUCCGCCGUUGAAGGGUGCCCCCCAUUUGAUAAAAAUAGCCAAAUCAAAGGUGACGACAGCAAAUCAACAAACAAACCUGCACCUGUGAGUCAGACAAUCAAAAUCAAUUCGCCCAACAGCACUGGAAAAGUAUUUAGUUCUUCGACCCUGAGUAAAGAAGCAUUGAGUAGAAGAGAAAACAAAAAUGGUCAGGCACCACAGAAUAAACAAAACCCAUCUGCUGGUGAUAUCAAGCAGGACAAAAGAAAAUGGGCCCUUGAGAUCCUGGCAAGGAAAAAUGCCAGCUCUAUUGCUAGCAAAGAUCAAACAGAAGGCACGGACGAUCUCAGCAGGAACUACCCUUUAUUAGCAAAACUUCCUGUGGAUAUGAGGCCACAGCUCACAACUGGACGUCAUAAUAAAGUUCCUAUGUCAGUUAGACAGGCACAACUUCACCGCAUCGCCGAGUAUUAUCUGCAGAGUGCAAAUUUGGAUGUUAUUCGCAGAUGUGCAGAUACUGAAUUGGCUAUUGCUGAUGCUGUCAAUGUAGAAAAUGAUAUUUACGGGAAGUCCAGUAGCAAAUCAGUUUACGUGAAUCUUUGCUCCCAGGCUACUCGCCAGUCUGCCAAGCCAAAACCUGAGAAUGAUGCUUCAACUCUAACUGAAAAGGCUGAAGUUAGCAGCGAUUUGAUAUCACAGCAGGUUACAACUGAAAAUACCAAUAGUGGUAGCAGUAAUGUGGAAGAAGCUUUAGACACAGCAGGCCUUCUGGAUAUUCCUGCUACUGCCGGACAAACUGAUAAGAGUGAACUAGGUGGUGUGCUCGAGCAGAAUGCGAGUGAAAAUACUGUUUGUUUCAACAGCGUGGAAGAAGCGCUAAAAAGAGCGGGCCUCUUUGAUUCCCCUCCUAACAGUCCCGAGAGAAAAAGUACCACAGCUGAAGGUAAUUCCAGGACAGUUUCCGGUUCUCCAAUUUCCACGCAACAAAAAUAUACAAAUACAGACGAUACUUACUUGGUAAAUUUGGACUCUGAACCGAGCGGAAGUUUGCAGUCAAGUUCUGAUUCUAGGGUUAAGGAUGCAUCCUCACUUAAAGAUGAGGAUGAUUCAUCCUGUCAGCAACCAAAAUGUAGUUCUGAGGAUGAUCAGAAAUUGAUACCCAGCGGAGAAACUACAGAUGCAACAGCAAAUGAAACCCUUUCAGUGAACUUGGCCGAAGCCGAUAAAUGUAGUUUGCAAUGCGAAAAAACAAGUCAAACAGACAAGGAAACUGUAGCUGACAUCCCUGAUGAAGGUACCGGGCAUGUGGAGAACUCAAAAGAAAUGGACAUAACAGUUAGCGAUUUGCAUAAUAAAUCUUGUCAUGGGAAUAAUGUGCCGAAAGAAGGUGAAGGAAUCAGCCAAGCAGUGAAACUGGAGCCCGGUAAAGAGAAGUCUUCCAGUGGGAAUCAAGAGUUGAAUCGGAAACAUUCCAAAGGAGACAAGUUAUCCACCCAUCCAGCAGAAAGUGUAGACAGUUUGAAGAAACCAGCUGACCCAGGCAAUAACAGCGCAUCAGAUUCAUCUAGUUCUGUACAUAAGAAGGUUGAAAUGUUUGUGAAAGAGAACAUCAGGCCACUUUGCAAGAGCGGCGUAAUCACCGUCGAGCAAUACAGGUGGGCUGUCGCCAAAACAGCAGAAAAAGUUAUGAAGCACCACUCGGAGGCUAAGAAUGCCAACUUCCUGAUCAAGGAGGGUGACAAGGUGAAAAAGCUUGCUCUGCAGUAUGUUGAAGCGGCCCAGCAAAAGAUCAGUUGACUCGGGCCAAAAUCUGGCUAUCACUGGAAUGUCGUCGUGUCAUGGUUGUGCGAUUACAUAGCAAUUCGCAAACUCUACACGGUCAGGUUGACUGGCCAUUUCAGGCAGACCCUCAAAAGAGCUUUAAUUCUUAUAACUUUGGUCGUGGAUCGGGUUUUUGCAAAGUAGACCGAAUUUUAUCAUCGGGAGUUUAUGUACAGGGACGUGCUUUUGUUACGUUCAUUCAAGCUGUCGACCGAGGGAA